Molecule: messenger RNA, 2268 nt
Organism: Yamadazyma tenuis ATCC 10573
Lineage: Eukaryota; Fungi; Ascomycota; Pichiomycetes; Serinales; Debaryomycetaceae
Source: RefSeq, a predicted model, not a curated record
AUGAGUCAGCCGGCUAGGAAAAGAAACAGAAAAGUUGUUGUUUGUUUAAGUUGUCGGAAACGGAAAAAUAAAUGCGAUAGAAGGAGGCCGUGCACUUCAUGUAUUAAACUAGGAUUACAUGAUAGUUGUUCCUAUGUCGUGGAUGAGUUUUCUAUUUCUCUGAAUCCCGAAGUCUUCUACGGUACUAUCUACCUCAAGCAAGAUCCUGUCCCUGAGCCGACAGCAUUGGCUUCAGUUUUGGUUCUGUCCAAUCUUUACCCAUUUCAAAUACUUGAUCCCAAAGACCCCACUGCCACAAUAAUAAGCCAGUACUGGGCUUACAAAUUUGGUAUAGAGAAAUUUAACCAAACCUUGAUUUCACUGUCUUUUAUAGGACUCAACUCACUUUCCCGAAAACACUUGGAAAUGAAUUACAACAUGAAUAACAGUCUUGAUUACUGCGAGGUGGAAUCUGGCUUAAUAAGCAUUUAUGAAACAAAGCAAAAAGUGCAUCCACAGGCGUUGCAAAGAGGCGUAACAUAUCACCCGGAUCCGCUAUUGAGAACAUAUAGUUUCCUUGAACGAUUGAAAAAAGUGGUACCUUCUCAGGCACAAUUGAUGAAGUACCAAAGCAUAUUCUUCGCUAAGACUCAUAUUCUAAUACCUAUUUUUGAUGAGGUCAGUCUUGAAGAGGCUACUAAAAGAAUCUUCAAUUUAGAGAAUGCCACCAAGAAUAAGAUUGUGGAGGUGACCAUAACAUCAAAAACAGAUUACGCAGUUAUUGCCCUGUCACUUUUAAUGCUUCGAUACACCUACCUUGAUUCAAUAAUCUGCAAGCAUUUUGAUCCAGAUCUUGAUGAGCAUGUGUGCGUGGAGAUAAUGGAAGUUGUUGAAGAAUGUUUCAAUCUUCACGGCAUUAUUAAACGACCAUCACUACCAUUGCUUCAAGCACUUCUUCUUUAUCAUUUCUGUAGGGACAUAUCACCUGAGAUACAAGAUUCCUUUUUGGUAGAUCAAACCCUCAAGAACCAAAUUUUGGAAUUAUGUUACACUUUAGGCUUGAACAGAGACCCAGAGGUUUAUACGAUGGAGCAUAUGGAUGCAAAAACCGUUCAUUUGCGUAGAAAAAUAUGGUUUUUUACAUAUUAUUCAAUUGCAUGCGAUUCUAUGAUGUACUGGAGAGUACUGAAACCUUUGAUCUACGACUAUGACACAAAGUUCCCCAGGUUCAAAGCUGACUGCAUGAAUGUCAGAAAUGCCACUAAUGAGAAGAAAGGUAUUGAUGGGAUGGGGUAUGCCAAAAUAAUCACAAAAGUAGUUAAUGAACUGCUUAAACCUGCUCAACGGGUGAACUCUGAAUUCAGAGGUGUAACCUUGUAUGAAUACGCCAAUCUGUUGAAGAUUUUCUUUUGGAAUUACCUGGGAUCUUACGAAUCUAUUCAUGAUUCCGACGUGUCUGGGAGCUUUACCUUUUUAAAAGUCAGAUCCUUCAUACUAGGCAGGAUGCUUACUGCUCUACUCCAGUUCAGUGCUUACCUCAAACUUGAAGAAGAAGGUAGCCUUGAAGAGUCUAAAGAGUCUUUAAUAGGCUGUGUUUUUACAACGUUCGACGAACUAGGUAAAGUAGAUGGUGACUCUUUCAAACCCAAAAGUGCUCUCUACCUUGAAAUGUUCACCCUGGUCUACAAUCCCUGGAUUAUCAAAUUGCUUUAUAUGAUCAUUUGCAUUUCAUUAAGCUUACUCAUCAGAAUCAAGUAUAGUAUGUUAACAAUGGAGGAACAUGGAAAAGACAAUGAUAUAUUGUACCUUCGAAUGAAGCAGUGGUUCAGAAUGAUUAAGGUGGUAAUGCUUAAAAGAGUCAAAAGCUUGAUCAGUUUCAGUAAGGAAUAUGCUAUGGCCAACAUGUUGGUAAAGAUUACAUUGAAAAAUUUGAACCUGACAUUGGGAGUAGGGAAGACUCUCCCAGUGGAUUCGGAGAAGGCCAAGCGUUGCCGGCUCAAACUAUGUUUAGCCGAUGUAGAACGAAUGAUGAGUAGUUUCCAACCUCCAGAAGUCAUGCAUGAAGCUGACUAUUUAGCUAAUUUGGAUGUAUUUACAGUAUCUGACAUACUCAAGUCCGAUUGUGAUUGUGACAGUGAUCUGAAAUUGGCUGUUUUCAUCAAGUACGAUAAACUUUGGAUAGCGAGGACCCUCAUUGACAUGUAUUAUGACGAAGAAUACGUAAAACACGAAGGAGAAGCUCCAAAUGAUCUUUUUAACUUCGAUUUAACCCCACUGCAAGAGGUAUAA